UCCCAGAGUGAACUGACCUGGACACGCAGCAUGCACAACAGCAGUAGUGAAGCUCUGCAUACAACUGGAACGUGUAACGAGACAGCAUCCUCACAGCCACCCAGCUCAGAGUUCUCGCUGGCUGUGCUGGUGCUCCUGGCUGUCCUGAUGGUGCUGCUCACUCUGAUCACAAUCCUUGGAAACGCCUUGGUGAUCCUUGCUUUCAUAGUGGACCGCAACCUCCGGCAUCGGAGUAAUUACUUCUUUCUCAAUCUUGCUAUUUCUGACUUUGCAGUGGGUGCAUUCUGCAUGCCUCUGUACAUCCCUUACAGCCUAACAGGGGAAUGGCAAUUGGGAAGAGGCAUCUGCAAGUUCUGGUUACUUAUGGACUACCUUCUGUGCACAGCUUCAGUAUUUAACAUUGUUCUUAUCAGCUAUGACCGUUUCCUGUCUGUUACUAAAGCUGUAUCUUACAGAGCCCAGCAGGGAGUGGCCUCCAGCCCUGUGGUCAAGAUGGUAGCCAUCUGGGUCUUGGCCUUCCUCCUCUACUGCCCAGCAAUUCUCUUCUGGGAGCACGUGGCCGGCUGCAGCGUGGUUGCAGAGUGGCAAUGCUAUGCCGAGUUCUUCGACAACUGGUACUUCCUCCUGUGCGCCUCCACCUUGGAGUUCUUUGUGCCGCUCGUCUCCGUGACCUAUUUCAAUGCACACAUCUUCUGGAGCAUCCAGAAGCGCCAGAGACGUGGCAGCGUGCAGGAGGAUGAACCUCCAAAGAGCGGCAGCUUGUCUUGGAGAUCUUGCCUGUUGCCGAGUCAAGGAGUGUCUUCUUCAGAAGCAGAGGACAGCACUUCUUCCUCUACGAGGCCAAAGAAAGAGUCUUUGGUAACUGAAAGCUCCUAUCUGUCCAGAGGCAAUUCUGUAACCCCAGAGACUGAUCUCUCUGCUUCUUUCCGUGCAAAGACCAGGUCAAAACUGCAACGGGACAAGAAAAUUGCAAAGUCGCUUGCCAUAAUUGUGUGUGUCUUUGCCAUUUGCUGGGCCCCAUAUACAUUACUGAUGAUUAUUCGUGGAGCCUGCAAAGGAACAUGUGUCCAUAACUCCUUGUAUGAAAUUACCUUUUGGCUUUUGUGGCUCAAUUCAUCUUUGAACCCAUUUCUCUACCCUCUCUGUCAUGUUAAGUUUCGAAUGGCUUUCAUGAAAAUAUUAUGUCCCAAAAAGUUUGCAACAUUGAGGUUAAGUGCUUUUCUAGAAGGAAAAGCCCUUAGAGAGUUUUAG
Molecule: messenger RNA, 1251 nt
Organism: Rhea pennata
Lineage: Eukaryota; Metazoa; Chordata; Aves; Rheiformes; Rheidae
Product: histamine H3 receptor-like
Exons: 3
Coding region: 31-1251 (406 amino acids)
Biological process (GO): G protein-coupled receptor signaling pathway, coupled to cyclic nucleotide second messenger; adenylate cyclase-inhibiting G protein-coupled acetylcholine receptor signaling pathway; chemical synaptic transmission
Cellular component (GO): dendrite; plasma membrane; synapse
Molecular function (GO): G protein-coupled acetylcholine receptor activity; G protein-coupled serotonin receptor activity; histamine receptor activity
Source: RefSeq, a predicted model, not a curated record